This is a messenger RNA of Rubroshorea leprosula, 537 nucleotides long. Lineage: Eukaryota; Viridiplantae; Streptophyta; Magnoliopsida; Malvales; Dipterocarpaceae. The record is from the annotation of a GenBank genome assembly.
CACUUCGACAAAAUUCUAAUUAUAUUAUUUCAUGAUUUAAUUUACUUUUAACUGCGAGUCCCCUCAAUAAAUAUCCACUUUGGCCUUCUGAACUCAACAAACAAAAGAUGAUGGAUGAUUCAGACAUCGAAGCAGCAGCAACAUUGCUCGAAAUGCAAGCAGCAGCAACACCACUCAAUAUUGACGGAUUUCAAAUUCUGCUAGAAGCUCGUCAACCAAAUGCAGCCAACGCCCCUCCAAAUAACUUAAGAGCUGCAAGGGCAACCGUCCACGGACCUCCAGGAGUCCCUGAUAACUUGCAAGAAUUAGCAUGGGGUGCAAGAAGACGUCGUUCUGCAAGACCACAGCAUCAAUCAGUGGCAUUGGUUGAGUGGGGUGCAAGAAGAGCACGUUCAGCAAGAGGCAGGUUGCAAGAUUAAUCUAUUUCAAUUAGAGAAAAAUGUUUUUUGGUUAUACCUAUGUUUGUUACUGUGGCAUAACUAAUGUAGAUCUUGCGUUAUGCAAGUUGCUUAUGUAAAAUAAACACAAAUUGGCACA